GGGCUGGGUUAGCAGCAGCAAAUCACUGCAUUGCAAGUAGCUUUAGGAAUCUCUCUCGUACUAUUAUAUUAUAGUGAGAAACAUGUCGGGCUCGGAGUCUCCUACGAGGAGGGAGGUGAUAGCACUCAAGAAAGAAGAAGGGAAUGAUAUGUGUGCUGACUGUGGGCAGAAAGAUCCUGAUUGGGCGGACGUAAGCUUUGGUGUGUUCAUCUGUAUUGGGUGCAGUGGUAUUCAUCGUAGCCUGGGUGCCCAUCUGUGCAAGGUCAAGUCCUGCAAUCUGGAUGAGUGGAGUGAUGAUCUUGUGAAGGCAAUGACGGGGAAUAAACACGCUAGCAGUAUAUGGGAAGCCAACGUGCCUCCUUGCUGCAAGCCUCCCAAACCUGACGACGCUCUGGUUUGCCGUGAGCAGUGGAUAAGAGGCAAGUACGAGAGAAAGGAGUUCAUAUUGGAGGCAACAGACGACGAAAGGCCGUACACAAUAGGAAUGAAAAAAGGAUUUCUGUUUAAGAAGAAGAGUGGAUAAUGUCUACAACAGCCGAUUCUUUUUAAUAGAAUUAAGUGGGACGCCAACCCUACGGAGACCAUUCCACUGAAUGACCUCAACGUGACCAUGAACGGACAGACUGGCCACCCUAAUGGCAUGCAGUUGACUGCCGUCAUACGAGGGAAGAGCAGAAACUACUUCAUCUAUGCCGACUCUGGACUAGAGAUCAUCAGCUGGUACUACGCGAUACGGGCAGCCAGACUCAGACUGUUGCAAACCCAGCAUCCAGAGAAACCCGUCGAAGAACUCUAUGGUUCCCUAUCGAGAGAUUUUGUGAAAGUUGGUUUCUUACACAAAACACCUGCAAACAAGCUGCAAAAGUUUCAGAAAAGAUAUUUUGUUUUGGAUGAAACCAGACUUUCCUAUUUUGAGAAACCAGUUGAUGCAUUCCCGCUGGGUGAGAUUGUUAUUGGCACGUCAGCUGAUGGUUUUUCUGUCGAUGAAAAUGCUCCCGAUGAGUUGGGAGGUGGUGAAAACGCAUUUGUCCUGAAUACGCCAACACGGACAUUUCCACUGCUUGCAGACACAUCUGAUGAGAAGCAUAUGUGGAUAACAGCCAUUAGAGACGCCAUUGAACAUUUGAGAACAAGCACUAGCUCGAAUGGUGCUGUAGGCACCAGUUAUGGCGAAUAUUCUUCUGCUAAGAUGGAAAAGAUGGAAGGUACUAUUCUAGACGACCCAGUAGUAGCCGGCUUCUUGAAUGGCCGUGAGAGUGUCAGUAGCGACAGUGCAUUUGGAGAUGAUGAAGAAGACAGUACAAGAAAACUUAUGACUGAGUUGACACAGAAAGAUGGCAACGACAUCUGUGCAGACUGUGGGGAGAAACGACCUGAGUGGGCCUCCAUUAAUCUCGGAGUGUUCUUGUGCAUCAAGUGUGCAGGUAUUCAUCGUCGACUCAGUGUGAGCGUCUCCAAAGUGAGGUCCAUUCGACUCGAUUCAUGGACCAAAGAAAUGGUGCAGAACAUGGCCAAAGUUGGUAAUACCAAGGCCAAGGAGGUGUAUGAAGCUAGUGUGCCACCAUGUUGGGCACCUCCCAACCCUGAUAGCAGGCAUGUUCGUUUGGAGCAGUGGAUUAGAGCAAAAUACGAGAGGAAGGAAUUUUCUACUCCAGAGACUAUUCACGAAGGUUUGGUCGGUACAAAACAUGGGUAUCUGUACAAAAAAAUGAAGAAGACAGAUGAGUGGAAUCGCCGAUGGUUUGUUCUGUCCAGAGACUAUCUUUGCUACUACAAAAAUUACACGGAUCGUGCCCCCAAAGGCAGCAUCCCUCUCUCCCAUCUCAACAUCACCCUGGAUGGUCCUGGUCUGGAGGCACACACCAACUCAAUGCUUAUUGCCUAUCAUGAUGUCAAGCUUAGGAAAACAAGAAACAUUUUUGUGUAUGCUGAAAAUGGGAAGGAAAUCAUGGAUUGGUAUCUGGCCAUUCGAACUGCUAAGAUCCAGUUAUUGCAAGAGAUGUUUCCAAGUCGGCCAGUUGAAUUGAUAAGGGAAUCAGUGACUCGAGAUUUCACAUACACUGGCUACCUGUGCAAGAUGCCCCCAGAUCAUUCAAGGUGGCAGAAGAGAUUCUUUGUGUUGGAUCAGUGCACUCUUAGAUACUACCAGAAGCCAACAGAUGCUAUUGCACUAGGAGAGAUCUUACUAAGCUCCUCCAGUCAGAAACCUGUGUAUGUGGAUACUAACCUCCCGGAUAAACUUCAGGACACUCUGUUCUCGUUCAUGCUUCACAAGCCCGGUCGCUCCAGAGGGGGCUUUCCUCUAAUGGCCGAGUCAGCAGACUUGAUGAAAAAGUGGGUGGGAGUGCUUCAAGAAGCAAUCAAUUCAGCAGUGGAGAUAUGCGACCCCUCUGUAAUUUCUUCUGAAUACGAAGAGGAUGAUUUGUAUGCAUCCAUUGACACUGUGAUUCCACCCAGUCCAACCAGUCCAAAGUGAUCCACCAUUACAUGUUGCAACUCAGAGACUAUGUAUUAAAUUAAUUAAAGAACUUACGUAUACUGCUUCAUGUUUGUUACAUGCAGGCGCAUGUACAGUCAUAGCUGUUUCAUAUUAUCAUCAUAAAUGUUCGUUGAAAUAAUUAUAAUUAUUAUUGAAUGUUUCAUUGUACAACAAACGUACGUUAUGUAAAUAUUUUUAUAUAUUUAAUUGAAAUGUGCAGUGUUCAAUGUUUUGUGCUUCACUAGAAUGUCUCUUCAGUUUUGAA
Messenger RNA from Halichondria panicea, 2744 nucleotides. RefSeq lists its product as uncharacterized. Gene Ontology annotation, cellular component: plasma membrane; cytoplasm; intracellular membrane-bounded organelle. The record is from RefSeq and is a predicted model, not a curated record. Gene Ontology annotation, biological process: regulation of GTPase activity. Lineage: Eukaryota; Metazoa; Porifera; Demospongiae; Suberitida; Halichondriidae. Gene Ontology annotation, molecular function: phosphatidylinositol-3,4,5-trisphosphate binding; GTPase activator activity.